CAUUUAUAAGGAAGUGUUCCCGACCUAUCUUAAAAUUGGUUUUCCACAAAAGGUGUCAUAUUUUUCUAUUUUCUACAUUAACUGAAUCAUGGACGUUCUACUAUGGUUCAUCAUAUGUUUAAUAUCUUAUCAUUUACCAGCUGUGGAAUUCAAUCACAGCAUAUAGAGAACAAUGGACGUAAGAAUGUGGUUCAGCAUAUGUUUUAUACCUUAUCAUAUGCAAGAUGCGGCAACUGUACGUGAAAAAGUUCUGUUUGCAAAUGCCAUUUCAAUUAUGGAAGUUGAUGUUGAUACAAAAGAUGUGGCUGUACUUAUCGGGCAUGGGGAUAGUCAUGGAGUGUUAUCUUUGGACUACGAUUCUCAAAACAAAUACGUUUAUUUUCCAAGAUAUAAUGCAAUGGACAUUGUGCGAUUCCCAUAUCCCUCACCUAGCAGAACAUUAGAACAUGUUGUGAAUACAUCGGCUAAUCCAGUAGGAGUAGCUGUUGACUCAUCCAAUGAUCAUGUCUACUGGGUUACUCCUUAUUAUUAUAGUGAUAGUAACAAAGUUUCAAGAUGCAAGUCAGAUGGAACAAACGUAGUUGUAUUUACAAGUCUAAAUCAGUAUACAUUUAUGAUACGACUAGAUCUUACAAACAGUUGGAUGUAUUUAGGUUACUACACUACAGGAAUAUCCAAAUCCAGAUUCGAUUUAACUGACAUAAGUAUGAUAAAAAACUUCACAUACGGCGGCUUUUCUCAUGUAAGCUCCAUGGAUAUAGACCUUUCUGAACAAAGGCUGUAUUGGAUGACUUACUAUGACGGCAUACAAUCAGUUAAUGUGGAUGGUUCUAAUGUUACAACAAUCAUUUCAAUAAAUUCACAAACUGCUCUUGGUGUAAUUGGGAAUUACAUUUACUAUACUGGAAAUAACAAUCAGUUAUUGAUGACGAGAAAAUCACAAGGAUCCACACCGACUGUCCUGUAUAACGACACCAGCUAUAUUAGAGGCAUAUACGGGUUUUAUUUAACAGGUAUGUAG
Molecule: messenger RNA, 1021 nt
Organism: Mytilus californianus (California mussel)
Lineage: Eukaryota; Metazoa; Mollusca; Bivalvia; Mytilida; Mytilidae
Product: low-density lipoprotein receptor-related protein 1B-like
Exons: 6
Coding region: 173-1021 (282 amino acids)
Source: RefSeq, a predicted model, not a curated record